This is a messenger RNA of Fomitopsis serialis, 1122 nucleotides long. Its product is annotated as galactose mutarotase-like protein. Gene Ontology annotation, molecular function: isomerase activity; carbohydrate binding. The transcript has 4 exons. Bases 86 to 964 code for a protein of 292 amino acids. The record is from RefSeq and is a predicted model, not a curated record. Gene Ontology annotation, biological process: carbohydrate metabolic process. Lineage: Eukaryota; Fungi; Basidiomycota; Agaricomycetes; Polyporales; Fomitopsidaceae.
GACGGACCGGUUGGCUGCCAGGGUGGGUACUUCAGCUUCAGCACUACUGGCAGACUCAGUCUCGCACUCCCAGCGUACUCAAGCCAUGCCCGUCGACCGCCAGUCAGACAAGGUUAUCCUCCAGCAUCCGAAGGGAUCAUCGACCGAGAUUCUACUUUAUGGCGCUACAGUGAUAUCGUGGAAGUCAGGCAGUACCGGAAACCCACAGCCGGUAGAGCGACUCUUCGUGUCUAGUAAGGCCGCCCUUGAUGGUAGCAAGCCCGUCAGAGGCGGCAUUCCUGUUGUCUUUCCAUGCUUCGGCGCGCCGACACAUCCAGAGCACUCGAGAUUGGGACAGCACGGGUUCGCCAGGAGCGAGACGUGGACUUUCGACAGCAUUGUCAUGGACAAUGAAGCUGGCGUUUCUGUGAAGCUGAUUCUCGAACCGAAGGUCAGCAUCACAGCGAAGUAUGAGAAGCCGUUCCAGCUUGCAUAUGUCGUCACGCUGGCCGAGCAUCAAUUAUCCACAGAUCUCCAUGUGAAGAACACUGGCCUCUCGACUUCAUCUCCGCUCGAGUUCCAGGCGCUCUUCCACAACUACAUCCGCGCGAACUCCGGCGAGGUUGUCGUAGUGCCUUUGAAGGGCCUGACGUAUUACGAUAAGACGGAGCCGAACGAGCAAUUGCGGACGAAGAUCGAGGAGCGAGAUCUCGUGGACGUGAAGGCCUUCACAGAUUUCGUGUAUCAGAACGCACCAGGCACUUAUGAAGUCACCUCGCCGACGAGCAAAGUUGAAAUUAAGACGAGGAACUUCAAGGAUGUCGUCGUCUGGAAUCCCCAGCAAGAGGGGUCCAAGAUCGGGGACAUGGAGGAUGGCGGAUGGGAGAAGUAUGUUUGCGUCGAGCCUGGAUUCGUUCACGGCUUCGUUGGGCUACCCGCAGGGGAGACUUGGAUUGGGCAGCAAGUCUUGACGGCGAAAUUGUGAGAUCGUUGAUAGCUGGGGAAGAAGCGUCUUAACCAAGGAGUCCGUGUGUAUGAUACGAGAGGUUUCGCUGCGACCGAAGUACCAAAUGGAGGUGCGCGGAGACGGCACGGCGCCGUGUACAUGAGCAUAUGUCCAGUCUGAGCAAGCACUACGUGAGA